Molecule: messenger RNA, 4059 nt
Organism: Ceutorhynchus assimilis (cabbage seed weevil)
Lineage: Eukaryota; Metazoa; Arthropoda; Insecta; Coleoptera; Curculionidae
Source: the annotation of a GenBank genome assembly
GCCGUUCUGACGACUGCAUCAACAUCAAGCUGCUGAUAAUUUUAUUUUGAUUUCGGUUGCCUUUCUCGCUAUGCUUUCAGUUUAGUAGUUGAUCGGCUGGGGCUGGGUGUACAAAGUUAUUUGUGUUACUUGUGCGCGUGGUGCCGCCACUCUCUCUCGCUUUGUCGCACAAAUAUCGCAACCUGUGGGGAAUUUUAGUACAAUUUUGUGUUGUGGUGUGUGUGUGUUAGACUGUCAUAGCGUAAUAGAAUUUAAAUUAGGAUUUUAAUUUCGAGUCGAAAAUGGCAGAAAGUCGAGGAUCUUUAUUGGCUAAAUCGGUGCAAAAGCACGCUGGCCGUGCCAAGGAGAAGAUUCUACAAAACUUGGGUAAAGUUGAUAGAACAGCCGAUGAAAUCUUCGACGAGCAUCUACAAAAUUUUACAAGGCAACAAAAUGCAGCAAAUAGGUUACAAAAGGAAUUUAGCAAUUACAUAAGAUGUAUAAGAGCUACUCAGGCAGCAUCGAAAACACUGUUGGAAGCUAUAGCUGAAAUAUACGAGAGUCAAUGGACUGGACACGAUCAGCUUUACGUGCAAACGCAAUCAGUUGACAUGUUGUGGCAAGACUUUAGUCAUAAAUUAGCCGAUCAAGUGCUUUUACCUUUAAAUACUUAUCAGUCACAAUUUCCUGAAAUGAGAAAAAAAAUUGAUAAAAGGGGUCGUAAAUUGGUAGAUUAUGACAGUCAGCGUCACAGUUUUCAAGCAUUGCAAACCAACAUGAAGAAAAGGGACGACGUCAAAAUCGGUAAGGGACGCGAACAAUUGGAAGAAGCUAAACGGACGUACGAAAUUUUGAAUUCGGAAUUGCACGACGAAUUGCCCGCUCUGAACGACUCUAGGGUGUUGUUUUUGGUUACGAAUCUGCAGACUUUGUUUAAUGCUGAACAUACUUUCCAUUCUGAAUCGGCAAAGAUUUUCAACGAUCUAGAAAGUAUUGUGGAUAAACUAGCGACCGAUAGUCAAAGAGGAUCAUAUAGCGUCAAGAAAACAAACGGAACCAGCAGUCUUCCAAGGCCAACAAACGCCGUACUCAAAGAAUCUCCCGAACUUAUCAUUAAUAAUUUGCCUUCCAGAGUUAACGAAGUCGUCCGACCAAAUUCCUUAUCGCUAGACGAGGAACCAUCAUCCCCGGUUAAAACUAAUAACAGUCCCUCAUUGCCCAGCGAACCUGCAAUUACUCCUCCUACUAACUCAUUAUCUAGCCCCGUCACUCCGUCCAGUCCCAGUCCGAAAGAGUUAACCAAUAAUGUACCCAGUCCUAGCAGCAGAAAUGUUGUUUCUGAGCGCAGUGUAGAUGUUGAUAUGGCUGAUACAACUAACAAACCACCAACUACUGAAGUUGAUGCAGCUGACAAGGAUAACAAUAAAAGACUGGAAGAAUUGUACGAUAUACCUGUAGGUGCUAGUACCGAUCAUCUUCCACCUGGAGUACUCUACAGGGUAAAAGCGACUUACAAAUACACCAGAGAAGACGUAGACGAACUGUCAUUCGACGUGGGCGAAAUUGUGUCUGUUAUUGAAUACGACGAUCCAGAUGAACAGGAGGAAGGUUGGUUGAUGGGCGUCAAAGACAAUGGUGAAAAGGGCAUGUUCCCAGCAAAUUUCACCAGGCCGCUAUAAUUUGUUUAAUAAAUAUGACGUACAACAGCCAUUUCAUUUUUCAAAGCGAAUUGAACAAUUACCAACUUAUUAUUUAACUUUUCCCUCUUUUUAUUCAUAUAGAUUUAGACAUUAUUAAUAAUUUGUAGGGUAUAUUUGUCAUUUUUUAAAAUACUAUAUUACUAAUUCAAUGACUCUUUUAUGGCAAUAUAGAAAAUUAAUGCUCAGUAUUUAGACAAUAGAAAACCAGCUUAUGAUUAUUUAUUAGAUUCUCUUAUUUUUGGUUUGGUAUUAUUAUUUAUUUUGUAGUAUUUGUUUGUUGCCUGUUGUUACGAAUAAAAAAUUUGAGAAUAAUAAGAAUCUCGAAAUUUUUUAUAAGAUUGUGCCAUUUUAUAUACUUAAUUGUUAUUUUUCAAAAUUAGUUUUGUGGAUUGCUUGAGUACAGAUUGAAGAAUUUAAAGGCAGAUUUUAAUAUUUAGUGUUUUUUUUUUUUCAGUUAAUAAAUGAUAUGGCAGCUUUUUUUUUGGCACACAUCUUUAUAUUGUAUUAUUUUCUUAAAUGUUUUAGUGCCAAAUAUUUCUUAUUGGAUUGGUUUCAUCAAAGUUUGGUUAUUUUUUAUUGUAUUGUAUUAUAUGACAUUCGAAUCUACUUCUAAUUUUUUUAGGGGUAAUUUUUGAUAAAGCCUUAUUGACCAGGGGUCAUACCUCGGUUAUUAUUGGACCAAUUCUCUUGAAAAGAAUUACCUACAAAUUUUUCAUAUAAAUAACCAAACCUAAACAAUCUGCCUCUAUUAAAUAGAUAAAUAUAUAGUUAAACAUAUUGCAUAUUGAAUUUUAUUAUACAAGGUAUUUCUUUUAAAGCAUAAAAAUAUGCCUGAAUAAACAAUUUAGAAAUUUAGUAGAAAAAGACAAUAAUUGUGAAGCUCAUUCUUCCAAUACAGAAUCCAUAAUUGUUUUCCAAAAAUUACACUGAAAGAAACACCCUGUAUGUACAUUUCUGUGAGUAGUUAGUUUAUACUUUUCAUAUACAGGAAAAAAUAUGGAUUUAAAUAAUUUUACUUUUAUCUUAAAAUACACCAUUUUUUUUAUAAUUUAAGCGCACAUUUUUUUGUUUGUUGCAAAGUACUUAAUUCCCCUAUUCGUUUUUAAUUUAUAAGCCUAAUCGAACAUGUAAAUAUACAAGUUAUUAAUAACAAAUUAACAAGUUUUUCUAUUUGUUAUUAUAUUCAAAACAGCAUCCGUUAAAUGGUUAUAUAUUAUUAUUAUUAUUAUAUUAUUAUAGAAUACUCGUUUAUUGAUAAACUAUUGUAAAAUUGAACACAAAAACUAAAAUCGGUGCCUGUUCAAUUCUACAUUAGUUUUAUCGUUUGUGCUAAUAUACAUAUUAUUACUUUUAUCCAAUGUUAUGUUUGCCGAAUGUUUAAUUUGUUUUUAAUUGCAUGCAUUUGUUUUUAUACUUUAAAAAUAGAAUUUUAACUAGUCAUUCAAGGGGUUUUUUUCGUUUUGCUCAAAUUCUCUGUGUAUCGUUCAUGUGUAUAGGAAUUUUUCGAAUCCAUCCAUCGUUGUUUUGUCUUAGUUAUUUUUUUUUUGACGCCUUAAUAAAAAUUGUAAAUUUAUCCAAUUCUAAAUUAGGAUUACUAAAAAAUAAUAAAAUUGUUCUUUAAUAUAUUAUUAAUUUAUUUUAAAUAUAAAAAUAAAAAGGAUUAUAUGUUAUUUAUUUUUUUUUUAAAUUUUUCCAGCUUAAAAGUGCCUCAGGAAUAUAGAAAUGAGAUUAGCAAAAAGACAAGUAAACCUAAAAAUUGCGAAAGAGGACAAAAAAGAAAACCCAGAAUCAAAAAAAAAAAAAAAUCCAAUCAAGAGCUUAGAAAUCUAUAGCAACAUGUUUACGGAAUGUAGAAUCCAUUUAGAGACUUUAGACUGUCCAGAUUGCCAUAGAAGCCUUAUCAUUUAAUGUAGAGGUCAUAGAGAAUCUACAGAAAAGUCGUCAAAAGUGUGCAAUUUGAUGUAGAAGCCGUAAACUCUACAGAAAGGUUUCUAGAUUAUUGAGGAAGCUAUAGCUAUACAGCCUACAGAAGAAAAAAAAUCCAAAAAAUUCAAUGUGCAAUGUUGCUUGGGUAGAGAGGGUCGCCGGAAAACACAAUACUGUUAAUAAAAGCUCGAUUAUACACAGUGACUGACGUAGCCCAUGCAUUAGAAUCCAAUUGGAUUGCAGUUGGAUUAGUAAAAUUAACAUCUAAUCCACCUGCAAGCUAAUGAACGGGCUACGUAAAUCACCCUGUAUAUUGCUGGACUGCUGACCAAUAACUUUUUAACAUACACAGCUUUUUUUACAAUCCAAAACUUCUACUAGAUUCAUGGAAAUUAAACAAUUCAACUAUUUUACAGCAACAAAAAAACAAUCAUUGGCCGACUCGUUGUUUUCU